AUGGAUGAUACGAAUGGACAAGUAGUAGCUGGUGGCAAUGGCAAAGGAAAUCGAUUGGAUCAAUUAUAUUGUCCAAACGAUGUAUUGAUUGACAAAGAGACCGAUAGUCUCAUUAUUUGCGAUCCAUGGAAUCAACGAGUUGUACGAUGGUCUCGUCGUAGUGGUACAACUCAAGGAGAAAUCCUCAUCGACAACAUCAGUUGUCGGGGAUUGGCCAUGGAUGAUCAGAGAUAUCUCUACAUCUCUGACAUCGACAAAGAUGAAGUAAGACGAUAUCAAAUAGGAGACAAAAAUGGAACUCUUGUGGCUGGCGGCAAUGGCAAAGGUAUUGGUCUCAAUCAACUCGACGUUCCGACCUACAUCUUUGUCGAUCAACAACAGACUGUCUACGUGUCAGACAACAGCAAUCAUCGUGUAAUGAAAUGGAAUAAAUAUGCAAAAGAAGGAAUUAUCGUCGCUGGAGGUCAAGGCUAUGGAAAUGCUCUGACACAAUUGUCGUACCCUCGAGGACUGUUCGUCGAUACAUUGGGUACCAUCUAUGUGGCAGACUCUUGGAAUUAUCGAGUGAUGCGUUGGCCUAAAGGAGCGAAACAGGGCACUGUCAUUGUAGGUGGCAAUGAUUUUAGAAUAUUUUAUGCUACAACAAUGGAAGCGAUCCAUACAUUAGAUAAAAAAAAAAAGAAUCCUCGUUUUUAUGCUUAUCUUAAGAUUCGUGAACGUAACAUUGAAUUAGGUGAACAAUAUUGA
Rotaria sordida is the source of this 747-nucleotide messenger RNA. The record is from the annotation of a GenBank genome assembly. NCBI's taxonomy places the organism in Eukaryota, Metazoa, Rotifera, Eurotatoria, Philodinida, Philodinidae.